Messenger RNA from Aaosphaeria arxii CBS 175.79, 1163 nucleotides. RefSeq names its product cleavage and polyadenylation specificity factor, 25 kDa subunit. The record is from RefSeq and is a predicted model, not a curated record. The coding region runs from base 59 to 877 and encodes 272 amino acids. Gene Ontology annotation, molecular function: mRNA binding. Gene Ontology annotation, cellular component: mRNA cleavage factor complex. Lineage: Eukaryota; Fungi; Ascomycota; Dothideomycetes; Pleosporales. The transcript has 4 exons.
CUCGUUGGUACCAUACAACCCUAUACCAUAACAAACUUGCAGUUCCAGCUCCAGAAAUAUGUCUACAAUUACCGCUCGAGCUUCCCAAAGCUCGUAUCCCCCUACACUACCUAGGGACUUCAACGCCAAUCAGCCGAAAACAAUUCGCCUAUAUCCCCUCAGCAAUUACACUUUUGGGACGAAAGAUGGUCAACCAGAGGAGGACCCUUCGGUACUCGCCCGUCUGAAGCGCCUUGAAGAACACUACCAGGAGCAUGGCAUGCGACGAACCUGCGAGGGCAUCCUGGUCUGCCAUGAACACAACCAUCCCCACAUCCUCAUGCUACAAAUAGCAAACGCGUUCUUCAAGCUACCCGGCGACUACCUCCGCGCAGAAGACGACGAGACCGAGGGCUUCAAAGCCAGGCUGAACGAGCGGCUCGCACCCGUUGGCACACAAUUUUCCGGCGAGGGCGUCAAUGACGAGUGGGAGAUCGGUGACACACUUGCGCAGUGGUGGCGACCAAACUUUGAGACAUUCAUGUACCCUUUCAUCCCCGCACACGUCACAAGGCCGAAGGAGUGCAAGAAGCUAUACUUUAUCCAAUUGCCCAAGAGCAAGGUUCUUAGCGUCCCCAAGAACAUGAAGCUUCUCGCCGUUCCUCUAUUCGAGCUUUAUGACAACACAGCACGCUAUGGCCCGCAAUUGUCUGCCAUCCCUCACCUCUUGUCGCGCUACAACUUUGAGUUCGUCGACGAGAAUGGAAACGUCGCUGCUAUCACACCAGGAACCGGCCCCACCGAUGGCUCGAACCUCCAAACGAAGGUGUUAGCGGGCGGAGAGGAUGUGAAGAUGGAGCAGAAUGGUGAUGCAUCAAGUGAACAUACGGUGUCGUGAGCUUUCAAUCGAAGAUUUGAUGAAGCCAAUUUUGUUCAUAAACUAAGGGUGUAACAGCGCUGCGUUUAGGAGCAAAACAUUGGAUGAAAUGCUCGCUGAGCUACAGCAUCUUAUAGCAAAUCCCACUCGGCGCACAUGAGGAUCGGCGUUACAUGGGGUUUUAUGAUUGACAGUGUAGGAGGGAAAUGGGACUUCAUUGUUGGCAUGCUCAGACACUCGUGUUUCGGGUGAAAAGAAGACUAAUUAAAUAAUCAAAAACACUUCAAAACUGUGACCAAACUAUCGA